CGAAUGUGUUGGUUAACCUCUAAAUCAUAAUUUAUUUAUUAAUUUACUUGUUUAGUUUGAGAUAAAUCUCAAUAAUAAGCAAAUAAUCAUGAAUCUUUUACCGAAAAGUCAUAAAGAAUUUAGCGAAAAAGAUUACUGGAACAAAUUCUUCAAAAAAAGAGGCAACAAAGCUUUUGAAUGGUAUGGGGAAUACUUAGAAUUGUGCAGUCAGUUACACAAAUACAUAAAACAUGGAGAUACUAUCCUCAUGCCGGGUUGCGGCAACUCCAGUCUCAGCGCGGAUCUCUAUGAUGUCGGCUUCCAAAACAUAACGAAUAUUGAUGUAUCCGAAGUCGUCAUUAAACAAAUGAAGUCAAAAAAUGCCCAACGUAGCAACAUGAAGUUUCUCCACAUGGACGCUUUGAAUACGACGUUCAACGACAGCGAAUUUAAUGUUGUUCUGGACAAGGGCACGCUCGAUGCUCUGAUGCCUGAUAACUCGGAAGAAACAAAUGCAACCAUCAACAAAUAUUUUGGAGAAGUCAAAAGAGUGCUGAAAUUAGGUGGACGUUUUAUCUGUAUAACCCUGUUACAAAGUCAUAUCCUACACAAAAUAGUCGAGUGCUUCUCUGAUAAGUCAUGGAUGCUCAGAAUAGUUAGAUGUCAUGAGGCAGAGGAGAAGAAUGCCACAGAAGGAGACGGCACUACUUUGCCCGUCUUUGUAGUUGUUGCUACAAAAUUUAAGGAAAUGCCUAAACUAAUACUGGAAGCCUGUAUGGUUGGAGAUAAAAUGCUGAGGUUAAACACAACACAGGAGUUGAUAGACAAUGUAAAAACAGUUCAAGACGCUGCAUUCAUCACUAAUGGACUCGCUAAAACUUCACUAGAAGGAGAGGAGGAGGUGUCAUUAGAUCUCAUGCAGCCUGGUAAGGAGAUUCCGAGGUUCACACUGUACAUAAUAGACCAGAAGACUGCUCAGACUGUCAACAAGUAUGCUGUGUUCAUUGUGCCUCAGGGCAGGGAGUCGGAGUGGCUGUUCGGCAGUCCGGCUGGGAGGAAGCAGCUGCAGGCGUCGGCACGGUUCGGUCGGCUCGUGGUGGCGGUGCUGCGGCGGGGACACACCUUCGCCUCCCUGGACAGUGUGAAGGACGAGCUUGCGCACUCCGCCAGGAUGCUGGCGCCGUACGGGUUCGCUGGACAGAUUCCAUUCCUGUCUCUCGGCGAGGACGUGGGACGGCGCACGCGCGUGGGAGCGGGGCGGUCGGCGGCGUCAGGCGCGUACGUGGUGGAGGACGUGGACGUGGAGGGGGCGCCGCACCGCCGCCUCGUCUUCCUCGACAACCAGUUCCUCGUGCAGAGCGAGGCCCGGCUUAAGACAGUUAAGAAGAAGAAUAAGACGAAGCAUGUAGUGGACUUCGGUUACAUAUCGCAGUACCACAGCUUCAUGUGCGUGGGGACAGUGCUGGCGGCGGCGGGGCCGGGGGCGGUGCUGGGUCUGGGCGGGGGCGGGCUGUGCAUGUUCCUGCGGCGCGCCCUCCCCGCCGCCCCCCUCACGGCGGUGGAGCUUGACCCGGAGAUGCUGGCGGUGGCGCGGACCUACUUCGACCUCGAGCUCGACGACAGCUUGAAGGUCGAGGUCAAAGACGGCAUGGACUUCCUCAAGGACGAAGCAGCUAAAGGUACACAUUACCGCUGGGUGUUAUUCGACAUGGACAGCAAAGACCGGUCUCGCGGGCUGUCCUGUCCGCCGCCGCAGUUCCUCACAGACGACGCGCUCGCGCUCGUCACACGAGUUCUGGACGAUGAUGGUCAGUUCAUAUUGAACAUGGUGUGUCGAGACAACAGCAUAAGAGACUCUACCAUAGAGACCCUCAAGAGGCACUUCAAGUAUAUAGUCACAGUGAAUCUCUACGAGGAGGUGAACGAGAUAGUGUUAGCCAACAACAGCCAGCCGUACACCAGUGACAAACUAGAGUCAGCCGCUAAAGAGUUGAACAGUAUUGCCAGACAGCGAGGACUUGUGAAAAUCAAGUGUGUUGAUCUGAAGGACCUUUUACAGUCAUUGAACUUCGUGUCAUAGUGUAAGUAGGUUUAAAGAUAUAUUUUUUACAUAAUUUUCUAUAAUAUUAUUAUAAUCAUCAACUGUUGAGGGGAAUAGACUUUAAAUAGUGUUAAGUACGAUAAAAAUUUAAUUUAUUUACAAACAUUUAUUAAGAAUUCAAAAUUAAAUUUUAAAUGUCUUUUGAUUUACAAAGGAUAUGUUAACUCACGUUAAACAAGCAAUGUAAAAAUUAAGUGUAAAAAAAAUAUUAU
Molecule: messenger RNA, 2292 nt
Organism: Aricia agestis (brown argus)
Lineage: Eukaryota; Metazoa; Arthropoda; Insecta; Lepidoptera; Lycaenidae
Product: eEF1A lysine and N-terminal methyltransferase homolog
Exons: 9
Coding region: 89-2059 (656 amino acids)
Source: RefSeq, a predicted model, not a curated record